This is a messenger RNA of Candidula unifasciata, 202 nucleotides long. The record is from the annotation of a GenBank genome assembly. Lineage: Eukaryota; Metazoa; Mollusca; Gastropoda; Stylommatophora; Geomitridae.
GCGCAGCUGUUGUUGUCUCCAACGCUGUACCGCAGAGUGCCAGAGCAACCCUUGCCAGUGCGGAGAGAAGUGCCAGUGUGGGGAGGGCUGUACCUGUGCAGACUGCAAGACUUGCAAAUGUACCAAUGAAGGCUGCAAGUGUGGCAAGGAAUGCACUGGACCAACAUCCUGCAAGUGUGGCAGCUCAUGCAGCUGCAAGUAG